UUGGAAUAAAAUUGGUGAUGAAGGUGCAUCAGGCUUAUGUUCUAGUUUAGCAAAUUGCAUUAAUCUCUCAAAUUUGACACUUAAACUUUAUUGGAAUAAAAUUGGUGACAAAGGUGCAUCAGGCUUAGGUUCUGGUUUAGCAAAUUGCAUUAAUCUCUCAAAUUUGACACUUGACCUUAGUGGUAAUUAAAUUGGUGACAAAGGUGCAUCAGGCUUAGGUUCUGGUUUAGCAAAUUACAUUAAUCUCUCAAAUUUGACACUUUAACUUGAGUAAAAUCA
Messenger RNA from Tetrahymena thermophila SB210, 279 nucleotides. RefSeq lists its product as hypothetical. Lineage: Eukaryota; Ciliophora; Oligohymenophorea; Hymenostomatida; Tetrahymenidae. The transcript is spliced from 3 exons. The record is from RefSeq and is a predicted model, not a curated record. Gene Ontology annotation, molecular function: protein binding. The annotation marks the transcript as partial.